Messenger RNA from Closterium sp. Naga37s-1, 5280 nucleotides. Lineage: Eukaryota; Viridiplantae; Streptophyta; Zygnematophyceae; Desmidiales; Closteriaceae. The record is from the annotation of a GenBank genome assembly.
AUGGCAAGUCGCAUGGUUGGGUAUGGAAGAGGAGGGGGAGGAAGCACUGACGAGUCUCGCGUUAGCGACGAUGGCGGCGCUGGCCGCGGUAGGGGUAGAGACAGCGGGGACAUCGCCGGUGGAGGGCGUGGCUCCAGACGGGAAAAUCGACACCCUCAGGUGCAGCAGCAGCCUAGCGGGUAUGUGGCUGGUGGUGGUGGUGAUUGUGGUGGUGGUGAGGGCAAGGAGAAUGUUUUCGGUGCUGCCACGUGGCGACGCCUGGGGCUGCUACGUGGCAUGCUGGAGCAGUUUUAUGACCGGCAGCAGAACCUGGUGCUGGUGAAGCUGUGCACGAGUGUGAGUGGACGAGCGGCUAGGAGUGCUGAUAAAAGUGUGACUAAAAGCGCAGCUAAGCGUGCUGGUGAAAGUGUGACUAAAAGCGCAGCUAAGCGUGCUGGUAAAAAAGCGACUAAAAGCGCAGCUAGGAGUGCUGCUAAAAGUGGGACUACAUCGAGGGGGAUUGGAAGAGAGGGUGGUGAGGAGGAGGAGGAGGAGGAGGAGGAGGAGGAGGAGGAGGAGGAGGAGGAGGAGGAGGAGGAGGAGGAGGAGGAGGAGGAGGAGGAAGAGGAGGAAACGAAGGAGGCAGAAGAAGAAGAGGAGCAAGAGAGGGAGGAGGAAGAAGAAAAGGUGGAGGAAGAAAAUGAAGAGGAAGAGGAGGGGGAGGAGGAGGAAGAGGAAGAGGAAGAAGAGGAGGAAGAUGAAGAGGAGGAAGAGGAGGAGGAAGAUGAAGAGGAGGAAGAGGAGGAGGAGGAGGGUGACAUGGAGGCAGCGGUGCAGAGGGCGUGGUUGCUCUUAUUCACCGCGUGCCACGUGGUGGUAUGUAUCAGCCCCUCGCCCCUCUUCCACCCGCACCUGCUGCGCUCCUUCCGCUCCCUGCAGCGCGCCAAGCUCGCCCUGCUGCCGCGCCUGCUGCUGCCCCACCGACCGAGGGAGACACUGCCAAAGCAGCCGACGACGCCAGAGCACUGCGAGGAGAAUCAGCUGCUGCAAGAGCUGCCCCAGCCUGCUGCUCUCGCCGUGACUCACACCGCAGGAGGAGGGGGGAAGGGCGAGGGAGGAGGCAAGGAUGGUGGGGCUGGGGGCAGGGAGGCGGCUGCAGCAGCAGCAGGAGGAGGAUCAGCCACUGGUGCUGCUGCUUUGGCCGGGCCUGCUGGUGCUUCCGGUGCUGUUGGUUCUGCUGGUGCUUCUACUGUUGAUACCAGUGCGGCCAGUGACGCGAGCCCACCUGUCAUGUCGCCAUUGGUCAUCCGUCGCCGCAUGCAAUCCGCCCUGGAGUCGCAGAUCAGAUCUCUGCUCAAGCGCUGCCGCCCGGUGGCCUCUGCUGUGGACGUACACGUGGCAGGCCCCCGUUGGCUGAGGCAAUGGACGGCCAUGAUGAAGAGUGGAGCACUGAGCCAGAUGAAAGAUGCGGAAGGCGCAACGGGGGAUGCAGCAGCAGCAGCAGCCACCACAGCAGCAGCCAUAGCAGCAGCACCAACACCAUUGGCAGCUGCAGAUGCAACACUGGCAGCAGCGGUGGCAGCAGCAGCGUCCCCUCUGUUCGUGCUGGACCCCUCUCGCUGUGCUCUCGUCAUUCACCACUCUGCUCUCUCCAACCAACGCGGCCUCUCCACUGCUACUGACGCCCUCAUGGCUGCACAACUGGGCGACAAUCCGGGCGGCGGUUUGGGCGGCAGUCUGGGCGGCAGUCUGGGCGGCAUGGGACAAGAACUGGGCGGCAAGGGAUUGAACGCGAGCAUGGCAUUGCAGCAGCAGGGCCUUCCUCUCUCCUUCUCCCUCCUCUCCCCGUCCUUCUCAUCCCUCGCGCCCUUCUCCCCCGUGCUUCUCAACCCGCCGGCACCGCUCUCCACCGCACCGCAAUCCCACGCACCCUCCACCCUCACAUCAGCCCUCUCAGCAGCACCCCUCUCCUCCUCAUCAGAGCUAGCAGAGUCAGCAGCGGGGUCGAUCUGGGACUUUAUUGUGGGGCAGAGGGAGGUGAUGGAGGCUCGAUGGAAGGCUGCUCAGCCCCUCCCAGGGCGAGGCGUUGGUUCUGCCAGUGUUGGGGGCAGAGGGGGAAGUGGCGGCAGGGACGGCAGCGGUACCGCCUUAUUGUCCCUAGCUCCAGCCGCAGCUGUGCCAGCUGGUUCGGGUGCAGCAGCAGGAGGAGGAGGAGGAGAAGGAGAAGGAGCCGGAGAAGGAGGAAAUGAAGGGGCGGAUGUGGAAGCAGGGCCAGUGGCAGGGGCAGCAGCAGCUGUAGGGGCAGGGGCAGGGGGGGGGAGAGGGGGCAUGAGGGGGAGGGGAGGGUGGGCGGGGGCGCUGGGGCUGACAAGAGGAGGCGGGGGAGCAAGAGGGCGCAUGGGGGGAGGCGUGGGGGGAUCUGCAGGCGGAGUGGGGGGAGGGGGGCUACCGUGGGAGCUACCAGAUUUUGACACGUGGCAGGCUGGGUGUGAGAGGGUGGCUCGUGUGGUGUGUGAGUGGAAAGGGAAAAGGGAUCAGGGUUCUGGUCAGAGGGUGGACGGAGGGUUUCAAGGGGAUGCAAAGGAGUUUGGUGCGGUGCUGACCGCGUUUAGUUAUGCUGGCAGAGGUGCUGGUAGCAGUAGGAAGAGGGACGUGCGAGGAAGAGGAAGAGGGGGAGGAAGAGGAGGAGGAAGAGGAGGAGGAAGAGGAGGAGGGAGAGGAGGAAGAGGAGGAGGAAGAGGAGGAGGAGGACAAGGAAGGGUGGGUGUAUCGGCAACACCAUCACUACAAUCAUCAACAGCAGCAGCAGUGCUCACGCCAUCCCAACCUCCCCUCACGCACACGCACAUGCACAGCGACCAAUCAGAUUCGUCCAGCUCCCCUGCAGCCCUCUUCUCCUCCUUGCUCUGCCGCACUGCCCUCACCCGCGCCCUCCACACGUACCGCAGGGGCCUCGGGCAGCUCUACACUGCCCGUGUGCACCAAACACACUUCCGGGCAGCCGUGAAAGUUUUCGCGGAGGCCGCCCGAGGACCUGCCCGGGGGGAGUUCUUCGAGCUGCUGAAGCGGCAGUGUUAUGAGCACUGGGUGGGGAAGGGAGUGGGAGGAGUGGGAGGAGUGGGAGGAGUGGGAGGAGGGAGGCAGCAGUGUGAGGCGGUAUCUGCCUUGGGAUUACCAUGUUGGUUACCGCUAGGGCAUGAGAGGUGGGGGGUGGCAGCGAGGGAGGAGGUGCACGGGAUGGCAAGGAGGGCAGGGGAAGCAGGGCAACGGGAACACACUGUUGCAGCUUUCUUCGAGGGCAGAGCGAGCAGGUGUGGGAGUGGGGCGAGCAGGCAUGAGAGUGGGGCAGUGCUGCUGUGUGCGUGUGUCUGUGGCAGCACCCAAGCCCUUCUCUGUGACCCCUUCCUCCCUACGCCCCUCUCCCUGCUCUCGCUCUCCUCCCUCCUCCGCCCAUCGCUUUCCUGCUGCGACCUGCUCUGGUCCAUUCCUCUUGACCAGACGAGCUGGGGAGAAGCAAAGGCGAACAGGCAAAGCUCUAAAGCUGGCGAGACGGAAUCUCAAUGGAGAGAGGACGUGCAGAGGAGAGAGCGGAAGGGGAGUGAGGGGUUGGAAUUUGAGUGGGGUGUUACUGUUCUGGGCAGUAGGAAUUGGUACGACCCAAUGAAGGGGGUCCAGCAGGAGGGAUUUCUGCCCGGGCGAAACUUUCUUCUGCCCUGGGCAGUCCAGCUGCCGGCGAUCUAUGUGGCUGAGGAGGGAGGCCGGGGUGCGGGCAGCAGCAGAGGGGCAGGAAAGGAAAGCGGGUUGGUGGGUGUGGAGGGAGGGACGAGGGGAGGUGGAGGAGUGGGAGAUGGAGGAGAGGGAGGUGGAGGGAAAGAGGGGGAGGUGAGGGGGGGGGGUUGGGAGGGAGAGAGUGACAGCAGAGGAGAAGGAGGGGAGGGAGGAGAGGGAGGAGAGGCAGGAGAAAGAGGGGGUGAAGGGGAGGGAUGUAAAGUGCCAGGGGUUGUGGAAGCUGCUGCGUCGAAGGGGUUGGGAGGUGGGCGUGGGGCGGUGGCCGAGACUCGCUAUUGCAUGGCUCGAUACAGUGUAGGGGAUGCUGGCGUUAUUGCUGCACUAGAAGAGGGGGCUAAGGUGGUGGUUGCAGAAAGGGAGUGGCAGCAGGGGCAGGGAGGGCAGGGCGUGCAGCAGGAAACAGAGGGGGAGGUGGAUGCACGGGCAGAGGAUGGGGGGAAGAAGGAGGUGGGGGCAGGGGCAGGGGCAGGUGCAGGAGCAGGGGCAGGAGCAGGGGCAAAAGCAGCAGCUGCGGUAGGGACAGGGGCAACGGCAACGUUACGUGCUCGUGAGGUGCAGCCUCCCACCUCUUUUGCCCGUGUUGCCGCCAUUGCAGGGGGAGCAGGUAGGCAAGCAGCAGCAGUGAACACUGCCGAGAUGGCAUUCCCUCCCCUCUCUGCCUCUGUGCAUGGCGCAGCAGCACCGCAUGGGGUGACAGCAGGGCAUGGCGCAGCCACUGCAGCGCAUGGGGCUGACAAGGGCCUCGAAUACGCUUGCUCUGCCGGCCACCGCUUCUUUGCUGCCCCGCCCCUAUCCGCCCGAACCAGCGGGGCAGAGGGAUUGAUUGGAGGUGAGAAGGACUGGGUUGGGGAGUGGGUUGGGAGGGACCAGUCUCUGGUGGUGGGGUGCCCUGAGUGUGAGGCGGUGAGAGGGCGUGGUGUGCGAAGUGUUACUGUGAAGGGGGAGGAGGUGAUGUUGGGGAGGGAUGAGAGAGUGGAGGGGGAAGGGGAGGGGAGUGGGGAGGAGGAGGAGGAGGAGGAGGAGGAGGAGGAGGAGGAGGAGGAGGAGGAGGAGGAGGAGGAGGAGGAGGAGGAGGAGGAGGAGGAGGAGGAGGGGGGAGGGGAGGAGGAGGGAGGGGAGGAGGAGGAGGGAGAGGAGGGGGGAAAGGAAUCGAAUACGAAACGGGUGGGAAGAGCGAUUGUUAAAGGGGAGGAGAGAGAAGAGGAUGUAGAAUUGGGAGAAGCAAAGGCCUUGACUGCUUGGGAGGCGAGCAGCAGUGGUGGGAAGGGAGAGGGGAGUGAGAAGGAAAAUGGGAAGACAAUUGGGGAUGUGGGAGGGAAAGGAGCAGCGAGGGGAGAGGGCAGCAAGGAGAGAGGGUCAAUAGGGGGCAAGUGGGGCCACAGGAAGCAGUCCUGUGACAUACAGGAGGCAGGUGGGGGCAAGUGGGGCCACAGGAAGCGGUUCUUCCCAGCAACUGCUGCUACUCUGCAGCGCAUCCAUGUGGUCAGUUUGAUUCGAUUCGAUCUUGUUUGA